UUUUUCAAUGCUUUGGGAAUUUAAUUUACGCAGGCACUUUUCGUACGGAAUGUAAGAUCGCAAGCGAGCUGGUGUACUUUUUGUACUUUUAAUACAUCGCACUAGAAAAAGACUACGUCUACGCGCUUGCGAACUUGAAUGGUGCUGACGAAGCAGCUCUGUUGGCAAACUGCUCGCUGCCGUUUCUAAAUAUAUGGAGACCUUCAAAGCAGAUUUCGUACGAAAGGUUUCGGUGUUCUCCGAAUUCUAUUUCCUAGCUCCUUUGGAGGCUAUGACACUGCAUGACAAAAAUACACGAUGUCCGCAAAAAUACAACAAAAUACGCGAUGAAGCAAUUUUUGCACAUUGGCAUCCGACGAAAUUUUGGCAGAUUUGUAAACGCGCUCGAGCGAUCGUACGAAAAGGGCGACAGAAUCCGCCAGAUAUGUCGAAAACUUCGAAAACGGUACAGGCUUUAUGGUUUCGAGUCAAAAAAAUCCAAUCCAGACCAAGCCGUAAAUGGCGGCCUUCGCCGGUUUGUUUGGUGUCUGUUUUUGUUUCGAUAAUAUUUUGGUCUUGGUGCAUAUCUCGAGCUGACGAAUUUAACGAGGUUAAUGCGAGUUCUUGAGCUCCGCCGGCUCGCCUUGCACACGUCUCUUCUAGUUCGCCAGCCCGUAUCACGACUCUGUCACCGGCUCUCGAGCAUGGACCUCUGCGGCGUCCUAAAGACCCUCGAGCGCAUGGCGCCGCUACGCCUGGCCGCUCCCUGGGACAACGUGGGCCUUCUCGUCGAGCCGAGUUCGUGCCGCGUCAGGACGGUCCUCCUCACCAACGACCUCGUCCCCGAAGUCGUCGACGAAGCCGUGAGCCUCGGCGCAGACCUCAUCGUCUCCUACCACCCUCCCAUCUUCGUGCCUCUCAAGGCGCUGCGGCAGAGCUCGUGGAAGGAGCGCCUGCUCGUGCGCUGCAUCGAACGCCAGAUCGCCGUGUUCUCUCCGCACACGUCGUGGGACGCCGUCCGCGGGGGCGUCAACGACUGGCUGGCGUCGUGCUUUGACGGGGCGGCGGACUCCGAGCCCGUCGAGAAGGACUCCGUCGACCCCGACGCCGGAAUGGGCCGCCUUCUACGGCUGAGGGCGCCGGUUACCGUCGGAGAGGCCGCGGCUCGCGUCAAGGCGCACCUCAAGCUGCCGAGCGUGCGGCUAGCGCUGGGUUCCGGGCGGACGGCUGAAUCGACGGUGCAGGCCGUGGCCGUGUGCGCCGGUUCCGGCGGCAGCGUGCUCAAGGGUGUGGCCGGGGCGGAGCUGUACCUGACGGGCGAGAUGUCCCACCACGAGGUGCUGGACGCCCAGCAGCGAGGCGUCUCGGUGCUGCUCACCGAACACUCGUACUCGGAGCGAGGCUACCUCGAGCUGUUCGCCGAGAAGCUCCGGCACGAGCUGGACGCGGUCGCCGUGCGGGUGUCGACUGCGGACACCGGACCGCUGGUCGCGCUUUAGGCGGCCGUGUCUCCGUCGUGGUGCUCCGUUGCCACCGCGGCCGACGCUACGGUUCGCGGAAACCAAUCCACUAAAGCCAAAAGUGUGACGUCGCGGCUCUCGUC
Ixodes scapularis (black-legged tick) is the source of this 1582-nucleotide messenger RNA. RefSeq names its product NIF3-like protein 1. Bases 594 to 1478 code for a protein of 294 amino acids. The record is from RefSeq and is a predicted model, not a curated record. The transcript has a single exon. Gene Ontology annotation, cellular component: mitochondrion; cytoplasm. Lineage: Eukaryota; Metazoa; Arthropoda; Arachnida; Ixodida; Ixodidae.